Zophobas morio is the source of this 3607-nucleotide messenger RNA. It is a transcript of the gene sky, whose product is annotated as GTPase-activating protein skywalker. Gene Ontology annotation, biological process: response to oxidative stress. The transcript is spliced from 10 exons. The record is from RefSeq and is a predicted model, not a curated record. NCBI's taxonomy places the organism in Eukaryota, Metazoa, Arthropoda, Insecta, Coleoptera, Tenebrionidae. Bases 472 to 2262 code for a protein of 596 amino acids. Gene Ontology annotation, cellular component: nucleus.
AUAAUAUUCGCGUCCGUUAUUAAUAAGACGCGAUCAUAACAAUUUUAAUAGACGAAAUUGUUAUUCAAAUGUCCCACGGCAUGCGCGUUCUCCUCCUCCCGCAUGGGAUUGGCCAAACCGCGCAUCUCGCCCGAAUGACAGCCCGAUCACGGGAAACGUGAUUUCGGCGAUCCAGUAGCGGAAAAUCGAGUGUGCAGUGACAACGUCGCCACCGUCGAUUGUCAGGAAAACAGCCUCAGAUUGACGUUUCUCCUGUCAUCAGUGUCAUUCCCGUCAGUGUCGGCGUGUUCGAGCGGUAGCAGCGAGUGCGUGCAGUGUGUUGUGCGAGUGUCGCGUCGAUCGAUGUCUACGAGGAGCUCUUCGGCAUGAUGUCCCUGCUUCAGUGAAGAUAAACACGUGACAAUGCUCCAGGACCUCACAUAGCGGCCUGCUCUAUCGGAGGGGCUGCAACUGGUAAUAAAACGUAAACGAAUGCAAAUAAUGCCUUCGGUGCUGGAAGAAGCGGCUGUCGAACAAGAACAAUCGAACUCUUACACAUCGUUGGUAGACUCGACCGGGAUCACGGUCGUCCCGCCCAGCCCUUCUUCCAAACCACUGAAGACCAUCGGCGAUGUGACGUCCUUACUCCAGCAGGGCAGAAAGCAGGAUGCCAAGCACCUACUCCGGAACAACGCCUGGCCCGUUGACAGCCCCAUUCGGGGCCAGUUGUGGUCCCUUCUCUGCAUGCAGCACCAGACCAAGUCCAACAGCAUGUCGGACGGUUUCUACUGGGACAUGGUUAACCAGGUCUUCGGUAGUACGGAAUUGUCGGACAAACCCAUCAGCUUGCCGCCGUUCGUCGAACCGUCCCACUGCCAGCUGUACUACCUGACCCACAAGGGCAGGAGCGUGGCCGACAGGGUGGUCUCGGUUCUGGGAUACGCCUGCCCGGACAUCGUCUACAGCCCGACGAUCUACCCGAUCUGCGCGCUGCUGCUCCACUACAUGUCCGAAGAACAAUGCUACCAUUGCAUGGCGAGUCUCGUAGCGGCUAAAGAAAAAACCUUCAUCACUCAAACGAAGCUCUUGUACGAAGUCACGUGGAAGACAGUGAUGCAGAUCUGCAAGAAACACGUGAAGAGCGCCGCCGUUCACCUCCAAAGGCACUGCCCCAGCUCGAGAGCCGAGCGCAUCUACAUGGACUGGAUCUGGUGGAUAUUCCAGGGUCUUCCCUUCCAGCACCUCGUCCGCGUGAUGGACUGUUUUUUCCACGAAGGAAUCAAGGUUCUCUACCGGACGGCGAUGGCAAUUCUUAUCCUUUUCCACAAAGCGUCCUCGUCGCCGUCCUCCGAAUGGAUGACUGAGAUCCAGAGGAACGGCAUCGACGCGGCCUUGAACAAAUUCUGCAAGGAAAUGCCGGUGACACCCCAGAAAUUGUUGAAGGUCGCAUUCGGGAUCCGAGGACUCAGUUCGGCUUACAUCUCGCGGGUUUUCAUCCGUACCGAAAUGGUAUUGAAAAGCAAAAAUGUGAUAAACGGAUCUAGGCAGUUAGUCAGGUCUAGAUCCAGCGAGAAUCUUCCCAACAGCCAGAGCCAGAACAACAUACAGAUGGUUUCUCACACACUCACCAUCAGAGAGAGAAUGUCCGAAGAGAUGUACAAUGAAAUGGGAGCACACUCGCCAGGUCCUCGAACCCUCUCCAUGGGUAUCUACCCCAUACAGAAUAUGAACACGCGUAUCCUCGACCACCAGGACCUCUUAACACUGUGGUCCUGGCUACCAGUAAGGAUAACGAUGUACCAACCGAUAUUGCUAUACACGACAGAAGAACACGGAUGUUCACUCACCACUUUCUACGUCCGAGUGGAACACCACGAACCAACGCUACUCAUGAUCAAAACGUGCAACAAUGAGGUUUUCGGCGCCUAUUGCUCUUCUCGAUGGGGUGAAAGGAACCAAAAAGACGAUAGGGGUAAUAGACAGGCGUAUUUUGGGACCGGAGAAACUUUCCUGUUUUCGCUGUAUCCGGAGAGGGCAAAGUACCAAUGGGUUGGUAUUGAAGGCGAUAAAGUAGGGCACGGGGCGGAGUUAUUUAUGGCCGCAGAUUCGAAGAUGAUCACCAUAGGGGGAGGGGAAGGCCAAGCCAUCUGGAUGGACGAGAACAUCAGGUUCGGGAAAACGGACCGCUGCCAGACGUUCAACAACCCCCCUCUGUGCCCCAGCGGCGACUUCGAGAUCCGCGUGCUGGAGGUCUACGGUUUCGCGACCGAUCAGCUCAGUUAAAACGAAGAUAUUUGAUCAUCGAACAAAUUAGAAGGCAGUAUUUCAUUUCAAAGAAGUUUUCGUUAGAGAAGAAACGAACACAUUUUGUUACGUUUUUUAAUUGUAUUUUUAAGUAAGUCGAUGUACCUGGUUGGAGAACUAUCACUGCAUUCCAUCUUAAUCAAGGAAGCUUAUAAAAGUAGACGGCGCAGAUCAAUAACGUACGAAUGACAACAUUAUAGUUUCUAGUCGUUAAAAUUGUGUAAUUUUAAGUGAGAUGGAUUUUACAGUAUAUCGGAACAGUAGAAUUUUAUCUCCUGUUUUAAGCAUAAUUGUAUAUAUGUUCUUAUGUAUAUAAUGUAAAAGUAACAAAGUACCAAAGUUAACAAUCUCCUUGUUUGAGUCGCUUUUAAUAUUUAUUACGAUACGUAAUACGAUAUUUUACUUCAGGUUUGUUUCUGGAUUGACAGCAACGCUGAUAUUACACACAUAUUUGACAUUUCCAUCGAUCGCAUGGUGCUCUCGCGGUGGCGUUAUUGACAGCUACGUAACGACGUAAUGACGUAAUCACGAAGUGAUGACCUUCGCAAAAUUGUUGAAUUUUUGUUUUUCGUUAUAAUUAUUUAUUUGUUACUGACUAACGCUAGACUCGUCACGAUCAUAUCAUAGAGAUUGUUGGUGCUUGGAUUAGGUUAGAACGUGGAAAUUUUCUACAGCUACAUGUCACAUCACAUUUCAUUUAUCAAGCAACUGUAGUCAUUUUUUAAGCUACCAUGUUUCGAUUAAAGGUGUGUUUAAAAAAAAUUAAAACAAACAUGUAAGAACAAGUUCCUACGUGUCGUAGAUAGUGUCUAAUAUUUAUGCAUGUCAGGUAAAUAUCAUCAAUGUGUACGCUUUUUCUGUUGAUUUAAGGCCGGGGACAUAUCUAUACAACACCUUGGUUACAAUGUUGGCGAGAUUACGCGUCACCGUUUUGCGGGUACAGCUCGCUUUCAAUGUAUUUAUUUUCAUUUGACACCAGGGAGCGAAAUUCCGCGCGCUAAACUACGCAGCUGAAGUUCCGCCAGAUAUGUCCCCGGCCUAAGAGUAUUUUUUAUUUCGCCGCCGACCAGUUUCGUUGAUAGUGCUGCAGAAGCAAUAACUGAUGUGAUACUAUUUUUUUAUCAAGAUUGUUGUGUAUUAUCAUUUAAUACGUAGAAUCUUGGUCAAUAAUGUGUUAACAGUUUAUGUAUAUAUAAUUAAUUUUUAAAUUAAUUUCCGACUGUUUUCCCUGUAGUUACCACUCUUAUUCUCUGUACUGAUGUAUCUAUUGUAUUAUUCGUACGACCUGUUAGCCGCAAAAUAUACUCAUAUUACAUACUUCAAA